Molecule: messenger RNA, 860 nt
Organism: Leptinotarsa decemlineata (Colorado potato beetle)
Lineage: Eukaryota; Metazoa; Arthropoda; Insecta; Coleoptera; Chrysomelidae
Product: small integral membrane protein 14
Cellular component (GO): endoplasmic reticulum
Source: RefSeq, a predicted model, not a curated record
UGCAAAUUGUUGCAAAUCCUUUUGACGUUGACAUUUACGAAGAAAACAACAAACAAUUUACAAGUCCAAUAUGGUGUAAAAAUUAUUACAUCGAUAAGAGAAAUAAUUGGUUUUUAUUGCCGUUCUAGAAAAAUUUAUCUGUGAUAUUUUUUUUGGUUUUACUGAAGGCUACACCUUAAAGGUAAAUAAAUCUACAAAAUGAGUGAAGAAGGCGGAGGCUUUGAUCCUUGCGAAUGUGUUUGGAACCCUGAAAUGGCAAUGAGGCGUCUUUUGAAUGUGAUAAGGAAUUCACAGUCAUAUUGCACUGACAAUGAAUGUUUUACAGAUGACCCUGAUGCUCCACAACAAACCAAUCCCGAUGGAAUAUUGCUCAUGAGUAUUUUCUUUGUUGCUGCUUUAUUUCUGUACUAUUUGCGCCCAAGACGACAAGAAGUUGACGGACCAUCCAAACCAUUCAGUGGGGAAAAUAAUCCCCAUGGAGCUCCACCAAGCCCACCACCAGCAACUAACUAGUAUCUAUGAAAUAUACAUCUCUGCAAUUGAGGUUAAUUUAAUCUUAUUUUUUUGGGGAUGGUCUCUCUUGUUCUUGUCAUUUAAGUCCAAAUAAAAUAAGUGGGUGCUUUCUACUAUAAACUUAAGUAUUUCCAAAUUCAGCUUUAUUAAUGGGCAAUAAAUGCGUUACAUUCAACCAUAGGUCUUGCACAGUGUUCUUGCAAUAUGCACACAUUCCUUUCUGCACUUAGCGACGCUUUUCUCCAUUGUAUAAAAUAUUUGCAAUAUAGAUGUAAAUAAAAAAUUAAUAUAUUCAACAUUGAUAAUGUAUAAAAUUUGUAUGAAAAUAAAUAUAUUUUAAUACAGCA